AAUUUCCUCACAUUGUUCAAGUACCAACAUUUGUUUUAUUGCAAAAGUUUGUACUUUUUGUUCCUCCUAUCUAUAUAACUUUCUCUUCAUCAAUAAACACACACUACAUCAGCAUUCAGCAGUACUUUCUCUUCCAUGGCAUAUUAAGGUAAAUGAAGAUUUCGACUUUGAAUUAGAUCUCUCUUGGGUUGGUUUCACUUCAUUAGAGAUUGUUGUCAAGUAGUCAUUAUAUAUGGAAAAUCUUAGAUGGGAUGAUGACUCCGAAUUUGUUGCCAACAUACCAAUCUUGUGGAACACUCAACCACAAGAUCUUGAAAGAGACUAUUCAAUGUCCAAUCAAACUUCAAGUGUUCUUAGUUAUCAAAUGCAAGAGACGCAGAAGGUUCAAUCAGAAGCUGGAACCAGUUGGGAAGAAUCUCUAAUAUUUCAAUCAUACCCUUCACUUUCAGUCAAUAUCAACACACCUAACAAUUAUGUGCCAGAUUUCAACAUGGUCCACCAACAAAACAGCAAGAGUACUACUACCUGCUCUCUUGAAUCAUCACUUGAUUGUUUGUUUUCAGCCACUACUAAUAGUAACACCGACACGAAUUCUGUUCAAGAUGAUGGAAUUUCCAUGAUUUUUUCUGACUGCAAAAACAGAAACUUAUGGAACUUCAGUGCGGUUUCUUCUGCGGAAUCUGAGAGUACUAAUGCAUCCAUUAGUGCUAGACGAAACAAAGACUUGCAGUAUCCAUUCAAGGAACUAGAUCAUGAAAUAGUGUCUCAAACUUCCUCAGAUCAAGGUAAAAUCAUUGAUAACUCCAAGGUAUAUUCGACAAAAAGGACUAGUAUUGAUCGGUAUGAUCCUUACUUCAGUAUUACUACUACUCAGAAUUCUUCUUCUGCUUCUACUGAAUUUGGUUUCAAGCUUAUCUCAGAGAAACCACCGAAAUCGAAGAAACCAAGAUGGGAUGAUGAUAAUAACAAGUGUCCCAGUUCAUCAAAUAUCAAUUUCCAGCAACCGAAUUCAUCGCUUUCAUUGUCGAAUUCAUCGAUUCACGAAGAGCCUGAUCCAGAAGCUAUAGCACAAAUGAAGGAAAUGAUAUAUAGAGCUGCAGCAUUUAGGCCAGUCAUGAAUUUGGGUUUGGAAGUGAUGGAAAAGCCUAAAAGAAAGAAUGUUAAGAUAUCUAAAGAUCCACAAACUGUGGCUGCAAGACAAAGAAGGGAGAGAAUAAGCGAAAGGAUUAGGGUUUUGCAGAAGAUUGUUCCUGGUGGAACCAAGAUGGACACUGCAUCAAUGCUUGAUGAAGCUGCAAAUUACCUCAAGUUCCUUAGAUCACAAGUCAAAGCAUUAGAGAAUCUAGGAAACAAGAUUGAUACAAUGAAUAAUUGUCCUCCUUCAAGCAUAGCCUUCUCCUUCAACCCUUCAAUUCCCAUGCAAAACCCUAAUGACCACAUCCAAUAUUCCUAAGGUCGAAAUCAUUAUCAUCAAAACUACUGUAAAAAGUUGAAAUAGCGACGAAAAUUUAGAGAUGGAAAAAUGCAAGACGUUAAAAUCGUUACCAUUUUUUUUACCUUUUCUAUCUUUAAAUUUCGUCGUUAUUUCAACUCUUAUCAGUAGAUAUCAUUGAAGGAAAGAUGUAAAAAGGUCAAAGAACUCAAUAGCCUCUAAUUAUUUCAUCCAAUGACAAUGAUUAAUGUAUCAUCAUGUUCUAGUUAAAGUUUCAAUUUUGUUCACUGUCUAUGAUCAUGUAACUUUCUUGUUUAGUGAAAUAUGUUUGAAAUUCUGAUCAA
Messenger RNA from Lathyrus oleraceus (garden pea), 1776 nucleotides. RefSeq names its product transcription factor bHLH87. Gene Ontology annotation, molecular function: DNA-binding transcription factor activity; protein dimerization activity. The transcript has 2 exons. Gene Ontology annotation, biological process: regulation of DNA-templated transcription. Bases 233 to 1453 code for a protein of 406 amino acids. The record is from RefSeq and is a predicted model, not a curated record. Lineage: Eukaryota; Viridiplantae; Streptophyta; Magnoliopsida; Fabales; Fabaceae.